This is a messenger RNA of Anoplopoma fimbria (sablefish), 4760 nucleotides long. RefSeq names its product F-box protein 30a (gene fbxo30a). The record is from RefSeq and is a predicted model, not a curated record. The transcript has 3 exons. Gene Ontology annotation, molecular function: protein binding; ubiquitin protein ligase activity; zinc ion binding. Lineage: Eukaryota; Metazoa; Chordata; Actinopteri; Perciformes; Anoplopomatidae. Bases 239 to 2455 code for a protein of 738 amino acids.
GACUCAGAGCAGCAGCAGGACUCACAGCCGAGGAACCAGCCGCAGCCAGUUCACAGCAGCAGAAGAGUUGGGACACAUUUAGUACAUUUAAAAAAGGUUCAUGUCACGUUGCUGAUGACGACGGGACUUGUAUAAGUACAGAAGGAUCGAUAAAAGACACCCGGAGAACCACGUGACUCGGGGUUGAACUUUUUUUCCUGCCAGAACCAGUUGGGCAAGGAGCGACACAGUAAAGAUAAUGGAGGGCCUGCACCCCCACUGCCUCAAAUGCUUCAACAGAAGAUGCAUGGUGAGACCAGAGGCCGACGUUUGCUGCAACCUCAUCUGCUGUCCUCUUGUCUGCGGGGCAGUUUUUCACUCGUGCAAACUAGAGGAACACCGUCUGCUGUGUCCAUAUGAACGGCUGCCGUGCCUCAACAGCGUUUUUGGCUGCCCGUUCACCAUUGCGAGGAUCAGGAUGGCACAGCACCUUGCGACGUGCCCGGCCAGUAUAGUGUGCUGUACUAUGGAGUGGAAUCGCUGGCCCGUGAGCUACUCCGAUCAGAAGUCCUAUGAAAACUUGAGCAAAGACUUUGCCGAGGUGGAGCAGCUAGACAUGGCCUUGGCUCUGCAGGAUCAGAGGAUGUUGUUGGAGUCCCUGAAGGUCACGACCACCGUGUCAAGGAAUGGAGAUAAGGAAGCAGCUGAAAGUGACAAAAUGGCCACUGCAUCAAGUCUACCAGAGACAGUGUUAGGUAAUGGAACAGUUGAAAUGGAAGAGGAGCCCUAUAGUGGGGUGUACAGAGCCUCAGUGGAUACGAGCAGAAGUUUAGCAGCGGCCUUGGACAUCCUUGCUAAUGCCAAGGAUAUUGAAGUAAUUGUUGGGAAUAUAAAUGGCGAAAAGACUGAGAAGAACGGAGCCCUCCACAAUGGAGAAAAUGGUGACAGUCGUGAUGUUUAUGUCGCGGAGGGUGUGAAGAAUGUAGAUAUGCAGGAGAGCGACUCUGAUUCAGAAUGCGAGCUUGGAGCCGUAGGUGGAGUGGAUUGCGCAGUCGGGACGGAUGGAGAGGAAGAUGCCAUCAGCUGGGUGGAAGAAAACGAUUUUGUGGAGUUGUUUUUUGAAGAGAAGGAAAACAUAAUCGAGGAGCCAAUAAAUGAGUCCAACCGCGUCUGGCCUGAGGUGCCUCAGAAUUACGUGCCUGUUGUCGCACUGGAGCCUCCGGUGCUACAACAAGCACCAGUUCCACGUCCGAUGCCAUUCCUGCUGUCCGAACAUGUGAGAAAUAAUUUCUUACAACAGUUACCCACUGAACUCAGGUAUAGGUGUUUAGAGCGUAAACUACAGAAUGUAGAAGUGCUCAGAGGAAUAAGUAUGUUUACAUUUAAUGGACGUCGGGCUCUGCUGUCAGACCCUUACUUGUUUCGAGCAAAGAUGGAGGACAAGUCCGUAGACACAUCGGACCUGGAAGUAGCAGAUGACCCCAUGGGGCUCCACGGCAUCGAUCUCAUCACUGCGGCGUUGCUCUUUUGCCUCGGUGACUCUCCAGGAGGCAGAGGAAUUUCUGACAGCAGGUUUGUCGAUGGCUACCACAUCGACUUCGGUACUCAGACGUUCUCCUUCCCUUCAGCCAUUCUUGCGACCAACACAAUGGUGGGAGACAUCGCUUCGGCCUCAGCCUGCGAUCACGCCAGCCCACAGCUCUCCAAUCCGAGCCCCUUCCACACUCUCAGACUGGACCUGGUGCUCGAGUGUGUGGCCCGAUACCAAACAAAGCAGCGCUCCAUGUUCACGUUUGUUUGUGGGCAGCUGUUCCGGCGGGAUGAGUUUUCGUCUCAUUUCAAAAAUGUUCACGGGGAUAUUCACGCCGGACUCAAUGGCUGGAUGGAGCAGCGCUGCCCCUUGGCCUACUACGGCUGCACCUUCUCCCAAAGACGAUUUUGCCCGUCUGUACAGGGCUUCAGAAUCAUCCACGACAGGCACCUCGGCUCGUUUGGGGUGAAACCGGGUUUGCCCUUAAAUGCUGGCGACAACCUCCCAAGUAGACCCUAUCGCUUUGGCUCUCGGUGCGAUCAACUCAGCAAUCUCCCAUUCGAAAUACUGCAACAUGUAGCAAGCUUCCUGGACAGCUUCAGCUUGUGCCAACUGUCCAGAGUGUCCCGCACCAUGAGGGACGUGUGCGCUAGUCUGCUCCAGAUGCGCGGCAUGGUCGUCUUGCUGUGGGAGAAGAAACGGCGUGCUGAUGGGUCUCCUUCAUGGCAGAUCACAGACAAGGUGUGGCGAUUCAGCACAGCCUUUGGCACAGUGAAUGAGUGGAAGUUUGCCAACAUCGCCAGCAUGGCCGACCACCUCAAGAAGUGCAAGUUCAAUAAGAUUACUCGGCGGGAAGAGGCGAUCCCUCUGCCCUGCAUGUGCUUCACACGGGAGCUCACGAAAGAGGGAAGGUGUUUACGCUCAGUUCUCAAACCAGUAGCAUAAGAUGAAGGCAUCUUUUGGACUUCUGAGACCAUUACAACUGCAAAUACACGUGUAGUUUCCUCCAGUGUUUACAGACAUAAGUCUCUUCCAGCCUCAAAAACAAAACUCUUCCUAGUUGAACAUUGUAAACUGUUGUUUGCCCUUUGCUUCACAGUGGAAAUAAUCUUCACUCCCCUAAAUAAGGCAGAGCUAGUAGCAGGCUGAUGUGUCCGAUAGCAGAGGCUGUCGUGCUCCAGUCACAGAUCAGGACUGUAAACAAGCAAAGUAAAUGCUCGCCUUGUAUCUUCCACUUUUAUGGAUUUAUUAAUAGCAGUGUACUGAAGUUUUACUCUUAUCUACCCCGACAUUGUAUAAAUAACCAGAUGUUUUGAUGUAGAUUUGUUUUUUAUAUCAAGAAGUCAGUACUGUGCUACAAUGGCGGUAAGAGUACAGCCUUAACUUAUGAUACACUUGAUUUUCUAGUCAUGAGGUUGUUCUGAACAUCUCAGUGAGAUUUACAGUUUACUGGUAUCCUGCACGGUUUUUUAUAUCUUAUCCUGAUACCUAGAGUGACCACGUGUGUUCUGCUAACUGCUCGUAGAGUUCUACAUUUUAAAGACUGACCAAACAUCUGUGUUAGGCCACUUUACCGGACUGUCCUCACUGUGGGUGUUGAUCAUUUGUUCACCAUCAUCAUGUUUGGUGUUUAAAUGUAGUGUGGUUUGGCACGUUAUAGCAGUAACAAAAGGCGGUCCAUCUUCCCUUUUCUCUUAUCUUGCCUCUGACUAAUGGGCUGGCGUGUUAGUCAGAUGAGCGAUGAAGCAACACCAUUCAACAGCCCCACAGCAAAACAUUUUUAGCUGUGGUUGGCCUGUGGUUUGUCUGUUCUACCAGCUAUGUUUAACCAGCAAUUGUUAGUAGGUUUUAUACAAAACAAAACAAAUGUAGCAACAUGAUGAAUGUACUCCAUCAGUGACUGCGGUCAGCUCGGUUUGCCUCCCUCAGCGUCAGACCUCAUAAAAACCCUGCAGGCCAGGUGUUAAGAAAUUAAACGGGCACACGCUUCCCUCCAGAAAUGAGCAUCACUAAUCGUGUUCAUAGUCAUUAUUUAUCAUGGUUGUAUGUUUUUCUCACUACAUGUCCACUGUGUUCUAAUGUCGUUGGCGUCUCAGGGUUAUAGCAUGAAGCUUUGUCGCGCAGCACAUUAUGUGUAGUCAACAGAACCAGCUGAGAACGACAUGGAGACUUGUCAGCUGCUUGACUGUUGUGGGGGUCUUAGAGGACCUGACUGGUGUACCGCUCAGUAUUCUAAUAACAUAACGGUGUGUGUUGCAUUAAUGGACGAACAAAUUUACAUGUUUGUCAUCCAUCAGCGUUGUGUUUAUAACUGAGUAACUGAAAAUAGCGUGUCACCAGAAAUGCUGCGUGGACGUUCUAUGAAGCGAUCAGACUUGAACACCUUUUAUAUAUUUUUUUUUGUUUGGAUUUAGAAACGCGUUCUAACAAAACAUGAACAUGACAUAUUUUGCUCACUUAUGUUAACAUGUUUUGCAAUGUGAAUUGGAGAUUGUUUGAAAAUGUAACCGAUUACUGCUAAGAAGAAAAUGAAUAAUCCUUUGAAGGAAUUUGUGUGAUUUUGUUUUUUAUAUUUUUGAAGUUUGAUGUAAAGCCCAAGUGACGACAGAGAUAAGCUGUCUUUUUAUUCUAAUAAGUCCCGAUCCAUGUUUGGUUUUUUUACUUAUUUUCUUGUACUGGUACUUUUAUUUAGAAAAAAAAAAAACUAUUUGCCACUGUAAUGUUUAGAUUUGUAUUUGAAUUAUUGAUUUGCACAUGAAGGCAUGUACUGUAAAAUUUGAAUUAUAAUGCUGAAAGGUUGUCUUUGCUAAAGUAGCCAGAUUUUCACUCCCUCAUGUUUUGCAUGUGAGUUUAAUGUCUUUGAACGAUUGUUUCAUCAGUUUAACUCCAAGCAGUUUUCAUACAGAUUAUUCCUCAGGCACAGUGCAUCGGUUUUAAACAUCAUAAUAACUUUAUAAAACUUGUGUCAUAGUGAACCUCAGCCAGAUCUGAUCACAUGCCCUCAUUCUUCAGGUUUAGUGGAUGGAGUUGAAUGGAUGACCUGAGAACUGAAUUAAUCUUUAGUUCUACUGAGGUUCAUACAACAAUAAUAAAAAAAAAUGCAUUUCAUCUGCAGAGCACCGCUUUUGUUGUUUUUUUAGGAAUGCAUUGCAGGCACUUUGUUUUCACUCCUGCUGAAGUGUGUUUUUCACUACAAUAUGCCAGCCUCAUUUGUUUGACUUUUGGAGCAUUUUAAUAAAGAGGAUCUCAG